GAAAACUCGAGCACACUUGCAUAGUUCAUUUGUUGGAAGCUAUUGAUAUUUUUCUUUGUUACUAUUAUUUUAGACGAUAUAUUGACAUAAUGACCUGGAAUUCUUUUUGGACAUUCCUUUUUUGUACGCUUCUGUUUGGUUUGACUAUAAAAAUGCUCUCACACAAGUUAUACGUAAGAAGAAAACAACCUGACAUUUUAAUUAUUGGUGGAGGUGCGGCAGGAGUGGCUGCAGCUCAACGACUUCAUGAAAAAGGAUUCACUAGAAUAAAAAUUAUUGAAGCUGAGAAUAGGCUUGGUGGACGUAUUAGGACAAUACCUUUUGGUGGUAAUGACAUUGAUUUGGGUGCUCAUUGGGUUCAUGGUGAAGAGAAAAAUGUGGUGAAUGAAAUGGCUGGACCAAAAGAUCUUCUUGAACAUUCUGGAGAUUUCAAUGAAGUAAAUUAUAUUUUUUCUAAUGAAACAGAACUGAAUUCUGGUCUUGGAAUGUUGUUAUUUGAACAAGCUGCCAACCUUCUGGAAGACACAGAUACCCUAAGCAAAUCAGAAGGCUCUGUGUUGGACUACUUAAACAACAGGGCUAAACCAAUUUUAUUUCAAGCUCUGCCAAGUGAGGCUAAGUUGGAAGCAUUUUUUAAUUGGCUUGUAAAUUUUGAGUGCUCUGUUGAGGGCUGUGAUUUUCUUGACGAAGCCUCUGCCAAAGGUUUGGCUCAUUACAAGCAAUGCUCUGGUGACCUUCUACUGAACUGGAAAAAAGGAGGUUAUUACAGCAUUAUUGAAAUGUUACUAAAUCAAUUUCACAAAGAUAGUUUAGCUUCUACAAUUGAAGAAAGUAUUAUAUUAAAUUGUGAGGUAUCAAAGUUGGACUGGACAGGGAUGGGGGUUUUAGCUAAAUGUAGUAAUGGAAAAGUAUAUUAUGGUGACCAUGCAAUAGUUACAGUAUCGCUGGGUGUUCUUAAAGAAAGAAGCAAAGCCCUUUUUGAUCCACCCCUCCCUGAUUAUAAAAGGAAAGUGAUAGCCGGUUUGGGCAUUGGCACUGUCAACAAAAUUUACUUACAGUUUCCAUACACUUGGUGGCCCAAAAAUUCUUCUGGUUUUAGUCUUCUCUGGCUUCCAGAGCAAAAGGUGUUGCGAGAAGGAGAAUUUCCAUGGGAACUUGAAAUUAUAGGUUUUUAUACUGAAAAAAGAGCCAUUAACACAUUGUCAGUUUGGUUGAUUGGUAAAGCAGCUAAAGAUAUGGAAUGUUGUACUGAAGAGCAGGUCAAGGCUGCGUGCUAUAGGGUUCUAAAAAGAUUUUUAAGUUUUAAAUAUACAAUACCUGAGCCAAUAGAUGUUGUGAGGAGUACUUGGUAUUCUAAUCCUCAUUUUCGAGGUUCCUACAGCUUCAGAAGUGUCAAUUCUGAAGGUUUGGGAGUUACUGCUGCUGAUUUGGCUAAACCUUUGAAAAAUCAUUUUGGGAAAGAGGUGCUAUUGUUUGCUGGUGAAGCAACCCAUAGCUCUUAUUAUUCUGCAGUGCAUGGUGCUGUUGAGUCAGGCUGGAGGGAAGCUGAUCGGCUGACAGAAAUGUAUCAUUUUGAUAAACUAAAUGAGAUAGGAAAAUCUAACCUCUAAAAAAACUUCAAUGGAGUUCGUCCUUUUCAUUCAUUAACUGCUCAGCUGUGUUUUAUUAUUUGAAAGUUUGUGUUGGUUUUUAAAAUUGUAAAUUAUAUUUUUAUUAAAACAGAAGUGAUAAAAUGUCGGA
Molecule: messenger RNA, 1740 nt
Organism: Nezara viridula (southern green stink bug)
Lineage: Eukaryota; Metazoa; Arthropoda; Insecta; Hemiptera; Pentatomidae
Source: the annotation of a GenBank genome assembly